Racocetra fulgida is the source of this 161-nucleotide messenger RNA. NCBI's taxonomy places the organism in Eukaryota, Fungi, Glomeromycota, Glomeromycetes, Diversisporales, Gigasporaceae. The record is from the annotation of a GenBank genome assembly.
GAUACCUCCGGACAAAAACAGAAUUUUAUUAUUCGAGUAUCUUUAGUGAAUUAUCAUGGAAAUGCUAUACUAGAUGAAAUUAUUCGUCAACCUUUUAAUUUCACUGAAUUUAGAUCAAACAUUACUGGAGUUACACCAGAAAUAUAUGCCACUAAGGGUAA